GCUGGCUGCUCACUCAGUGAAGCAACGCGCUCUGCUAUAAAUACUUGACUCAUAGCCGAGGCUCUGCUGGAGCUCGGUGUCUGGAUUCACUUACUGUCCCUGGACGACUUGCAGAUCCACGCUUUGCUGUGGGCAGUUCGUGUUUGAGCCGCAGACCUGUUGGAUUUAUCUCUUUCACAGCUCUUCACGCUGUGGGACGUUUCCCACCACAGUUUUCCUCUGUUUUGGGAGGAUUUCUGUUUUCCUGAAGACCUGAAGAGUCUCUGUGUCUUUGGACUGAGCAGCUAUGGGAGACUGGGGGGAUAUUGCCAGUCAGAGGGUGGCCAGAGCCAUGUCACUGGGGAACGAUGAGGAGGCCGUGCUGGACCAGGGCAAGACCAGCUCCACCCUUUACACCAACUUUGAGAAAGAGGAACUGGAGAGUCACAGGGCGGUGUACGUUGGCGUUCACGUUCCGCUGGGACGUCAGAGCCGGAGGAGACACCGCCACCGAGGGCACCGACAUCACAGGAAACGAAGGGAGCGUUCAGACAGGGAGGACGGGCGGGAGUCGCCGUCGUACGACACGCCGUCUCAGAGGGUCCAGUUCAUCCUCGGCACGGAGGACGACGACGAGGAGCACCUCCCCCACGACCUGUUCACCGAGCUGGACGAGCUCGCCUUUAGAGACGGAGACAUCCAGGAGUGGAAGGAGAUGGCCAGGUGGUUGAAGUUUGAGGAGGACGUGGAGGACGGCGGUGAGCGUUGGAGUAAACCCUACGUGGCGACUCUGUCCCUGCACAGCCUGUUCGAGCUGCGCUCCUGCAUCCUGAACGGCACCGUGCUGCUCGACAUGAGGGCCAACACCAUCGAGGACAUCGCAGACAUGGUGAUCGACAGCAUGCUGGCUUCAGGUCAGCUGGAGGAGGGCGUUCAGGAGAAGGUGAGGGAGGCCAUGCUGAGGCGUCACCACCAUCAGAACGAGAAGAAGCUGAGCAACCGCAUCCCGCUGGUCCGAUCCUUUGCUGACAUAGGGGAGGGUAUGUCUUCCUCUCGGCUCUCCCUCCUCCGUCGUUGCUCCUUAGGCUCAUUCGAACUCUCCACUCCGCCCCCCUCUCCACGUGUCCCUGGCCUGUUCGGACGCCUCCUCCCUGGUUCCACCUCCUCGUCACAGACCAACCUCUCUCUGUACCGUUAUGGCCGCCACUUCUCCGAGCCCAGCCAGCCCGACAGACUCACCCUUCCCAUUCGUGCUUCCUCUCCACGCCGCUGCUCUGCUCCUGAGGGGCUGGGGGUAGGAGCAGGGAUACCUGAGGUGGUGGUUUACCCCCCAGAAGAGGAGGAAGAGGAGAUGUUAGAGAUGGAAGAUGAAGAUGGUGUGGUUUUACAUCAGGGCCACCUGGUUCCUCAAACAGGUCUGCUGGCAUCGCCUCAGUCGGCUCCUGGAAACCUCGACAACAGCAAAAACAGCGAGAGUCGCGUCAAUGGCGGCGGCGGAGGCAGCCGGGAGAACAGCACGGUGGACUUCAGCAAGGUGGACAUGAACUUCAUGAAGAAGAUUCCUCCCGGUGCCGAGGCCUCCAACGUCCUGGUGGGUGAAGUGGACUUCCUGGAGCAGCCGAUCAUCGCCUUCGUCCGGCUCUGUCCCGCCGUGCUGCUGUCCGGCCUCACGGAGGUCCCGGUUCCCACCAGGUUUCUCUUCCUGCUGCUCGGCCCAUUUGGAAAAGGUCCUCAGUACCACGAGAUCGGACGCUCCAUCGCCACGCUGAUGACAGACGAGGUUUUCCAUGAUGUAGCCUACAAGGCGAGGGACAGGACCGACCUGCUGUCGGGAAUCGACGAGUUCCUGGAUCAGGUCACCGUGCUGCCUCCGGGUGAAUGGGACCCCAGUAUCCGCAUCGAGCCCCCGAAAAGCGUCCCGUCUCAGGAGAAGAGGAAAAUGCCGUCAGUCCCUAAUGGCUCCGCCCACAGCUCUGAGACAGUGAAGGAGAUGGAGCAUCACACGGGACCAGAGCUGCAGAGGACGGGGAGGAUUUUUGGUGGUUUGGUGAACGACAUUCGGAGGAAGGCGCCGUUCUACUGGAGCGACAUCACAGACGCCGUGAGCCUGCAGUGUUUGGCCUCCAUCCUCUUCCUGUACUGCGCCUGCAUGUCGCCCGUCAUCACAUUCGGAGGUCUGCUCGGAGAAGCCACCAAAGGAAAGAUAAGUGCCAUAGAGUCGCUGUUCGGAGCGUCUCUGACGGGCGUGGCCUAUUCUCUGUUUGCCGGUCAGCCUCUCACCAUCCUGGGCAGCACGGGUCCAGUUCUGGUCUUUGAGAAGAUCCUCUUCAAGUUCUGUGGUCAGUACGGUCUGUCCUACCUGCAUCUGAGGACCAGCAUCGGACUCUGGACCGCCUUCCUGUGCCUGCUGCUGGUCGCCACCGACGCCAGCUCUCUGGUCUGCUACAUCACCCGGUUCACCGAGGAGGCCUUCGCCUCCCUCAUCUGCAUCAUCUUCAUCUACGAGGCGCUGGAGAAGCUGGUCCGCCUCGGGCAGCUCUACCCCAUCAACAUGCACAACCAGCUGGACAACCUGACCCUCUACACGUGUCGGUGUGCUCAACCCGCCAACGCUUCGGCUGAGGUCCAGCAGUUCUGGAGCAAGAAUAACGUGACCCCAGAAAGCGUCCAGUGGGAUCAGCUGAGCCUGGAGGAAUGCAAGAACCUUAUGGGGGAGUUUGUCGGCUCGGCGUGUGCCCACGAUGGUCCCUACGUCCCCGACGUCCUCUUCUGGUCCGUCAUCCUCUUCUUCACCACCUUCUUCCUCUCCUCGUUCCUCAAACAGUUCAAGACCAAGAGAUACUUCCCCACCAAGGUUCGAUCGACCAUCAGCGACUUCGCCGUCUUCCUCACCAUCAUGAUCAUGGUGCUGGUGGAUUAUCUGGUGGGAGUUCCUUCGCCAAAGCUCCACGUUCCCGACCGCUUCGAGCCCACGUCUCAAAAUCGAGGGUGGCUGAUCUCCCCGCUGGGGCCGAACCCCUGGUGGACGCUGCUGGCCGCUGCCAUACCUGCUCUGCUCUGCACCAUCCUCAUCUUCAUGGACCAGCAGAUCACUGCCGUCAUCAUCAACAGGAAGGAAAACAAGCUCAAGAAAGGGUGUGGCUACCACCUGGACCUGCUGGUGGUGGCGGUGAUGUUGGGUGUGUGCUCCAUCAUGGGCCUUCCGUGGUUCGUGGCGGCGACGGUGCUCUCCAUCUCCCACGUCAACAGUCUGAAGCUGGAGUCGGAGUGCGCGGCGCCCGGCGAGCAGCCGAAGUUCCUCGGCAUCAGAGAGCAGAGGGUCACCGGCUUCAUGAUCUUCUUCCUGAUGGGCUGCUCCGUCUUCAUGACCUCUGUCCUCAAGUUCAUCCCGAUGCCUGUCCUGUACGGAGUCUUCCUCUACAUGGGCGUGUCCUCACUCAAAGGCAUCCAGCUCUUUGACCGCAUCAAACUAUUCGGCAUGCCGGCCAAACACCAGCCAGACCUGAUCUACCUGCGCUACGUCCCGCUGUGGAAGGUCCACAUCUUCACCGUGGUCCAGCUGUCCUGCCUCAUUGUCCUCUGGGCCAUCAAAGCCUCGCCCGCUGCCGUCAUCUUCCCCAUGAUGGUUCUCGCUCUGGUUUUCAUCCGAAAGCUUCUGGAUUUCUGCUUCACCAAGAGAGAGCUGAGCUGGCUGGAUGACCUGAUACCGGAGAGCAAGAAGAAGAAGGACGAUGACAAGAAGAAGAAGGAGAAGGAGGACGCUCAGCGGAUGCUGGAGGAGACGGACGAGGAGCUGCCUUACAACAGAGAGGUCCUCAAGUUCCCGAUCAAAAACCUCAAGAAACGCGACCCAUCAGAGGUGAACAUCUCAGACGAAAUGGCCAAAAGCGGCAUCUGGAAAUCCGUUUCCAAAAACUCUGACAGCAGCAAAGCUCUGAAACGCACCUUCAGCCACGAGAAGCUGCCGAGCGUCCAGAUAAACGUGGAGAACGAGGACGGACGAAGAGUCGUGGAUGCUGAGACGGCGCUAUGAUCCACUGCCCGGGGGUGAAAGGUCGCAGGAGAACCAAUCUGAGCGUACCGUACUUCUCACUCUGCGUUGUCUCGAUCGAGGUGGACGUUUUAUUUUCUCAUCGUUUUAAGGUGAAACAUGGAGACUCCACUUUUGGAAACAGCUUCCUCAGGUUUUUUCUUUUUUUUUUUUUUUUUUUUUUUUUUUUUUUUCUUUUUUUUUUACUCGGGCGGUCUGCAGCUGCCGUGCUGUGAUUGGCUGCUGAAGAAAAAAAAAAAAAAAAGUCGGCGGAUGCCUGAAUCUCUCCAGACGGAUGUUGUGAGAAAGUUUGAUUUCAUCGUUUGAACUUUUCUGUUUCUGAGUUCAUGAAACAGGCGAGGCGCUUCAAACGUUCUUAUUUAAUCCAUCAUGCUGAUUUAGGUUUUUCUAUGUGUGCGUGUGUGUGUGUGUGUGCGUGUGGUUUCUGUUGUACCUCACCUUGUUGCCUACAGCAGAAAAAAAUGAAUGAUGUCACAGCUGCUGUUGUCUUAGUUUCUUUGUAAAGUUUAAUAAAUCAGUUUGGUGGCGA
Molecule: messenger RNA, 4559 nt
Organism: Archocentrus centrarchus (flier cichlid)
Lineage: Eukaryota; Metazoa; Chordata; Actinopteri; Cichliformes; Cichlidae
Gene: slc4a7
Product: solute carrier family 4 member 7
Exons: 26
Coding region: 287-4012 (1241 amino acids)
Biological process (GO): transmembrane transport; regulation of intracellular pH; monoatomic anion transport
Cellular component (GO): basolateral plasma membrane; plasma membrane; apical plasma membrane
Molecular function (GO): sodium:bicarbonate symporter activity; monoatomic anion transmembrane transporter activity; solute:inorganic anion antiporter activity
Source: RefSeq, a predicted model, not a curated record